AUGAAAAUAACAGUUAUUUUCGGUGAAAUUCGUAUCUUGGUGCCAUGCAGUAGUGGUGACCUUCGAAUUUCUGAUUUAAUUAAAAAAGCUGUGGAUCGAUAUAGGAAAGUGACCAAAAAGCUACCUGGUGAAGGUGUUUAUGUAAGAUCAGUAGAAGAUGCAAAAGAUCACGCUAUCUUAGAUGAUGAUGAUCUAGUUAACGAAGUCUUGGACGAUCGUGAUAUGGUCAUUGCUAACUAUGAAGAAGACCGACCAGGUCGCUAUGCUGGGCUUAAUGUCACUGAUAUUCCAAGUGCUUCGUCUAAUGGCACAGCUAGCCCUGAAAUGUUUACAGCAGAAAUAAAUCAUAUGCCUCGCAAUCUUAACUCGAUUGUCGAUCACCAGAUCGAUAACGGAAAUGAACCAAACAACCAAGGCGCCAAAUUUACUAAUUCAACUAGCACUCCCGUAGACAAUUCGGCUACAGACGAUGAUCGAUUUACAAAAGGGCUAACUUCAAGAAGGUCACUAGGAUUAAAUCACCCAAUGUUAUCUAACUGGGCUGAGGAGCAAGAUCGUAAAUUAACAGAAAUGGAAGACAGAGGAGAAAAUGAAAGCAAUGAUAAAAAUAUUAAGGAGCCUAGUACUCACUAUGAUGGAAGUCAUGAUAGAUCUAGCGGGACUAGCGAUGACGAAAACAAAGGAAAGAUAUUAGAUAAAAUUGGUAAAACUAUCAUGCCAUUAUCUGCCAAUACUAAAAGGAUUGGUAAAAGAGUUACUAUCGAUUUAGUUAAAGGUGAAGAAGGGCUUGGUUUUACUAUAACGAGUCGUGAUAAUUCUACAGGAAAUGAUAAACCAAUCUACAUCAAGAAAGUAGUAUCAAAGGGUGUAGCAGCAAGAGAUGGUCGAUUAAAAAUUGGAGAUCGCUUAUUAGAGGUUAAUGAUAUGGAUGUAGUUAAUAAGAGUCGACAUGAAGUCGUAGCCCUACUCAAAAGUUGUAUAGGAGUUGUAAGAUUGGUUGUGUCAAGACAAGAUGAUCAAGAAAAUGAAGAUACUGCAGUAUCAACAAAUAAUCAAGUAUCAUCUGAAGAUGUUUCGCCAAACCAACCAGUAGUAGUUCCAGAACCACAAGAAAUUAAUGAUAGUUCACCGAAUCCAGUUAGUUCAGUCACUCCUAUGUCGUCCUUAGAGCCAUUGCCUACUCCUAAUGAUCAUGCUUUUACUGAACCAAAACCUGCACCGAUUAUUCCUGAAGAUUUUCAAAUGCAUACUGAAAUAAUCCAGGUUAAGCUAAGAACGUCUCCUGCAGGUGGAUUAGGCAUCAAUGUGAAAGGGCGUAUUUUGAAUGAAGAUAGUUCAUCGCCCACUGGCAGAAAGGAUGCUGGUAUUUUUAUUAAAGCAAUUAUGCCCGGGAGCGCAGCAGACCAGGAUGGCAGGUUACUAAAGGAUGAUCGUGUCAUUGCGGUUAAUAAUAUCUCGCUAAAUCAUCUUGCAAAUGACGAGGCUAUGUCAACUUUAAAAGCAAUCAUGAAGGAUGCCAUAGAGAGGGCAGGAUUUGUUACUUUUGCUGUUUUGAGGCAUACAGGAACACAAGUCUCCAUGAUCAGCGACACAAUGGAUAGUAGCCAUUUACUUUCUAAUCCAUCACAAGAUACAUAUUUCAAGAAUAGUCACCCCGAAGACUUUCUAGAUGAUGUGGUCUUUACUAAUGAUAGCCAUCUUCCAUCUCCUUUGAAAAAUUAUAUAACUGAUCCUGUAAUCAAUGAUGAUCCACGCAGCGUUCCACAACAACCAAAAUCUUUUAACCCGGCAGCUGAUUAUGCAAAUGCGACAUUAUCUGUAAUUCCAACUGAUCCGGAACAAACUGAUGGCUAUCACCAUCUUUCUAAUCCUAACACUUACGAUGUCAUGGACAGCCCACUGCCACCUGAAGGUUAUCGGGAUUCACCUCAAAUGGUAGAAAUUAGCAAUAAACCUGAGGUAUCUAGUUACACAGAUCAUGACAUACCGGAUAGAUCCAUUUCACCUGAACCAGAUGGAUCGGCGUUCGCAAGAGACGCUCCUGAACGGCAUUCAUUUUCUGAACGCCAUAGCCGUACUAGAAAUGCUCAAGAUAUACCAUUCUUUCAAAAUCUAAAAAGUGCUGCUAGGUCUCGAAGCAUGGAUUUGAUGGGUAAUGCUUCAAAUACUGGUGACCAAGAUCGACAAGAAGAACUCAGAAGAAAUCAUGACCCAAUUUCAUUAGACUCCGGUACUACAUAUUUACCAAAUUCACAAAAUCAUCCAGAAUCGGAGAAUCACAUCAAUCGAAAUCGCCCAUGCAAUAAUAGCUUUCGCAACGCGUUGAGCGACAGACAGCCAAAAAAUGGUAGAGGAGAAAAUCAUGAACCUGUUAAAAAGGACGCGCCGCUUAAAAAGAAGAAAUCCGGUUUCUUUAAGGGAAUUUUUAAAUCAAAGAGCAGCAAAGAUAACUCCUCUAAUAAAAAAUCAUCUCGACAAACUUCAUUGCCGCCUAUUGCUAGAAGAAUAGAUCAUAAUUCACAAGUAGGAGAAACUAAAGAAUCAGAUAAUGGACCUAGAAGCUAUCAACCUCCACGUACAGAACCUAAUCAUGUUCAAGCUAAUGGCCAUCACAAUCACAACCACGUCAAUGAUAAAUAUUUACCAAAUGGAACGCAUUCACGCAUUUCGAACAACGUUCAUUUUAAUGGCUUAGAUCAAAGACCGAAACCAAACGACCGAUAUGAUCACACAACGGAUUUCAAAGAUGUUAACACAGGCAGACGACCAAAUCAUAAUACACAUCGUGAGUCUAGUCGAUCUGAUAACCGUUUCGAAGGCGACAGUAAACCAAUGUUUCAGCGAGCGCAAGAACAACAAAAACGUCGUGAUGAGGAGCGACAAUUUCGUGAGAGACAAAUAGAACAGCAGCGCGAAUUUUCGCGGCUCUAUAAGACUCCCAAGCAUGCUCCAUAUCGUGAUUUAGUUAAUGGUAAAGAUAGAAAUGGUCGAAUUGAUUCUGGUAGUUCUUCUUCAUCGGCACUAUCGCAGCCUAACGCUGUUAAUUCACCAACACACGUUAGUAAUGGUCAAGGUAGUUUAGCCUUCUCAAGUUAUCGUGAGAAAAGCCAGGCUAAUGAUAAAAUCCAUGGUCAAAACUUACGGAAUUCACUCAAUCCUACCGCUAUUCAAUCACCAUGGCGUCCACCAAAUCAUCUUACAAAAUCAUAUCAAUCUGGCCAAGCUAACACUACACCGGAAUUAAUGGAUCGUACAAAUUAUGCAAAGAAAAUGCCUCGAGAUGCCAAUAAUUUUGUUUUUAGACAGCGACAAGAUGAUCGAAGAUCUUCAAAGAACAGCUUGGAAAUAUCAAGACCUACACAAGUGUAA
Molecule: messenger RNA, 3369 nt
Organism: Trichoplax adhaerens
Lineage: Eukaryota; Metazoa; Placozoa; Uniplacotomia; Trichoplacea; Trichoplacidae
Exons: 15
Coding region: 1-3369 (1122 amino acids)
Biological process (GO): establishment of cell polarity; establishment of centrosome localization; microtubule cytoskeleton organization
Cellular component (GO): apical junction complex; apical plasma membrane; adherens junction
Molecular function (GO): protein binding; phosphatidylinositol binding
Source: RefSeq, a predicted model, not a curated record